Amphimedon queenslandica is the source of this 1270-nucleotide messenger RNA. RefSeq lists its product as uncharacterized. The record is from RefSeq and is a predicted model, not a curated record. NCBI's taxonomy places the organism in Eukaryota, Metazoa, Porifera, Demospongiae, Haplosclerida, Niphatidae. Bases 118 to 1056 code for a protein of 312 amino acids. The transcript is spliced from 7 exons.
UUAAAAUGGGUAUUUUUCAUAAACAAGAAAUACACGGGGGAUCCCAAAAUAUCAGCAUUAUCAGGGCCCCACGAGAAGUUCCAAGCGUAAGUACAGUAGCUACAAGCCUACAACUUGAUGUCUAAGCUACUUGUUCAUUCUGUUCUAGCUGUCUCACUUAGUUGGACAAUGAUGAUUCAAAUCUCUCUAGCUGAUACUUACUGUGCUGAUAACUCAAGAAACGAAACUAGAAGUGGUCAUAGAUUCACUGUAACAUGUGCUGGUAGUUCAGUUAGUAUGAGUCUCAUUGAAGAAAAGACUUGGAGGGAUGUUUACAUUGCAAUUGACUACUAUUGCUACCACUUAGGCAAUUUGACCGAGCCCUUCAAAAGUGUUCAAAUGGUUCGUCUACUCAAGUAUGGAUACAUCGCUAGAGAAUUGAGUUGGUACUAUGAAAAUCUUGUAUCAAUAAACUCCACUUGUGUAUUUGUUGGAUGUGUACUCUCAGUUGACUCACAGUGGUAUUACAUGAGAGGUAAUGGCAGCAACUGUACUAAUGAAGUUCAUCUUAAGUCAGCAGUAAACUCACCAUAUUUGACUAAUACCGAUGUUUAUUCUUCAACUAAAACAACAAUAAUCAUUGGAGUUUCUAUUCUGACAUCUGUAUUGCUCAUCAUUAGUUAUUUUAUCGUGGUUAUCUGCUUGAAGAGGAAACUGCUUGUAAAUAAACCCACUGAGAAAAACAGAGAUCUGAAGAUUCUCGUUCAACCCAGUAAACAACUAAAAAUCUCCCUUUCACCGUCGUACACUGUUUACCCUCCAAUGAAUUACAAGAAAAACACUACAAACUCACAGGAAACAUCUGUAGGAAGGCAUGGUACAACUACUACUAAUGACAAACUUCCCCAUAUUGAUGAGUCUAGUCAUACAUGGCCUAAUAGUAGUAGUAGGGAUAUUUUAAUUGAAUAUAGUGAAGGAAUGGAAGGGCCCUGGCCAGCAAUGUAUGACAUUGCAUCAACUGAACAUACUUCUCCUACUACAACUCGGGAUUAUAAUAAAGAUGGCACAGGUUUAUAGCAGUGACUAUGUUGUACAAGAAAGCAUGACAGUUCCUUUACAAGUUACAAUAUAAAUAGCAUAUUGAUAUUGUUCUAUAGAUAAAUCAGCUCAUAUUACAUUAAUCUCUCACAUUUUUAAUUCAAAUAUUAAAAAUGUGAGAAUAUUAUUACAAAUAUUAUUUUAGUUGUUUCUUAUAAUUUAUUAUAACAACUUGUUGUUGAAGUGGAUUUAC